Molecule: messenger RNA, 840 nt
Organism: Talaromyces marneffei
Lineage: Eukaryota; Fungi; Ascomycota; Eurotiomycetes; Eurotiales; Trichocomaceae
Exons: 3
Coding region: 1-840 (279 amino acids)
Molecular function (GO): oxidoreductase activity
Source: RefSeq, a predicted model, not a curated record
AUGGAGGCAUCAGAGUUAUUCAGUGUGAAAGGCCUCGUAGCUGUUGUUACGGGUGGCGGAUCAGGUAUCGGUCGGGCCAUGGUGCAUGCUUUUUCUGCUAAUGGCGCCAAGAGAGUAUACAUCCUCGGUCGUCGACUAGAAACUCUCCAGGAAUGCGCAGCAUUCAAUCCCAAUGUCAUAAUUCCUAUACAGUGUGACAUCACAUCGAAAACAGAUCUUCAGAAAAGCGCCGAUAUAGUUCAACAAGAAGUCGGUUAUCUCAAUGUGCUCAUCUGCAACUCUGGGACUGGGGGCCCCGAGUCAACCCAGCUUGGACCUACCAGUACCCUCAACGAUUUCAUCAAGAUAAACUGGGAGCAUGAAGUCGAGGACUACACGAAGACAUUUGAAGUGAACACUGCGGGAUAUUGGUAUACUACUCUCGCUUUUUUGAAACUUCUACAUCUUGGAAACGAAAAGAAAAAUAUCUCGCAAAGAAGCCAGGUAAUAGCAACAUGCAGCACCCUUGGAUUUGGUCGCCUGGCACCAACAGCUCGAUUUGCAUACGGACAGAGUAAGGCUGCUAGUACACAUCUGAUGAAGCAGCUGUCAACAUCAUUGGUGCCUUACGGUAUCCGGGCAAAUAUUCUGGCUCCCGGUCUGUUCAUGACUGAAAUGACAUCUGUGAUGACAUCAACUUCUUAUGAUGUCGGUAAAUUCGUUCCAGAGGGACGUGCGGGAGAGGAUCAAGAUAUUGCUGGGAUGAUUCUCUAUCUUACGUCCAAAGCCGGAGCAUAUCUGAAUGGAAGUGUUCUGGUCUGUGAUGGCGGAAGACUAGGCGUUGUGCCGUCCUCCUAUUGA